Messenger RNA from Mesitornis unicolor (brown roatelo), 577 nucleotides. It is a transcript of the gene TSHB, whose product is annotated as thyroid stimulating hormone, beta. Gene Ontology annotation, molecular function: hormone activity. The transcript has 3 exons. Lineage: Eukaryota; Metazoa; Chordata; Aves; Mesitornithiformes; Mesitornithidae. Gene Ontology annotation, cellular component: extracellular region; cytoplasm. The record is from RefSeq and is a predicted model, not a curated record. Gene Ontology annotation, biological process: G protein-coupled receptor signaling pathway. Bases 91 to 495 code for a protein of 134 amino acids.
CACACACAGAGCUUGUGCUGGGUCACUGCCUCUCCCCGCUCAAGGCAGAAUCAGGUUCCUGUAAUAGGGAAGAAUUCAGCUGACAAGAGCAUGAGUCCCUUCUUUGUGAUGUCUCUCCUCUUUGGCCUGACUUUCGGUCGAACUGCAUCACUUUGUGCUCCUUCUGAGUACAUAAUCCAUGUGGAGAAAAGGGAAUGUGCCUACUGCCUGGCUAUCAACACUACCAUCUGCGCUGGAUUUUGCAUGACUCGGGACAGCAAUGGCAAGAAGCUGCUACUCAAAAGUGCUCUGUCCCAGAAUGUGUGCACAUACAAAGAGAUGUUGUAUCAAACGGCACUGAUUCCAGGCUGUCCUCAUCACACCAUCCCUUAUUAUUCCUACCCUGUGGCGGUGAGCUGCAAGUGUGGUAAAUGUAACACUGACUACAGUGACUGCGUUCAUGAGAAGGUCAGGACAAACUACUGCACUAAACCGCAGAAGCUCUGUAACAUGUAAGCUUCCAACAGAAUGUGGUUGAAAUGUACCUCUGCUCACAACUGAACAUAAAUAAAAGUGUAUUUCAUAACAGAUUUGCAAA